Molecule: messenger RNA, 3233 nt
Organism: Hibiscus syriacus
Lineage: Eukaryota; Viridiplantae; Streptophyta; Magnoliopsida; Malvales; Malvaceae
Product: protein argonaute 5-like
Exons: 22
Coding region: 64-3048 (994 amino acids)
Biological process (GO): regulatory ncRNA-mediated post-transcriptional gene silencing
Cellular component (GO): cytoplasm
Molecular function (GO): protein binding; RNA binding
Source: RefSeq, a predicted model, not a curated record
GAAUCUCUUUUCACUUUUUGAAUUUCGCCUUUUGAAUCUUCGUUCUAUUGUUGUUUUAUUGCAAUGUCCGGUCGUGGCGGUGGAGGAAGCCGUGGUGGAAGAGGCCGUGGCCGUGGACAUGAUCCGGGUCACGGUCAACCUUCUCAGCCUUUACCUCGCGGCGGCGGCGGUAGAGGAAGGGGACGUGGAUCAUCUGGUCCUACUGCCUCUUAUACCCCGCCUCCUCCUCAGGCGGCUCCGGUUCGCCAACCACAUCCUCAGGCGGCUCCGGCUCGUCAACCGCCUCCUCAGGCGGCUCCGGCUCGUCAAACCCCUCCUCAGGCGGCUCUAGUUCGUCGAACCCCUCCUCAGUUGGCUCCUGCUCAUCAGCCUUCGUCUAGUGCGGAAUCACUGGGCAAAGAGGUGUCUCAGAAACUUGCAUUGAGUCCUGUGGCUGCAACUACGGCGUCUUCUCUUCCUCCUUCGUCGACAAAGGCGAUUAGUUUCCCGAGACGGCCGGGUUUUGGUACCGUCGGUACAAAAUGCACGGUUAGAGCGAAUCAUUUUCUAGUAGAUGUUGCUUGCAGUGAUCUUCAUCACUACGAUGUUACUAUAACACCGGAGGUAACUUCGAAAAAGGUAAACAGAGACAUUCUGAAGGAGCUUUCUACGACAUACAGGGCUUCCCACCUUGGAAAUCGGCGUGUAGCAUAUGAUGGCAGGAAGAGCUUGUACACUGCUGGGGUUCUCCCGUUUGAGUCCAAGGAGUUUGUAGUUAAAUUACUCGAUACAGAUCGUGGCCAGAGUUCAUCUGCUAGAGCGAGGAGGGAACGACAAUUUAAGGUAGCAAUCAAACUUGCAUCCAAGCCCGACAUACAUUUCCUUAAGGAGUUUUUGAGCAGAAGGCAUUUUGAGUGCCCUCAAGAAACUAUUCAAGUACUUGAUGUUGUUCUUAGGGCUGCCCCAUCGGAGAAAUAUAAUGUAGUUGGAAGGUCAUUUUUCCAUCCGUCAUUAGGUGCAAAAGGGGGGCUUGGUAAUGGAAUUGACUACUGGACAGGAUAUUAUCAGAGUCUUCGACCUACACAGAUGGGUUUAUCACUUAAUAUUGAUGUGUCUGCCCGGUCCUUCUAUGAGCCACUUUUGGUUUCAGAUUUUGUUAUGAAACAUUUCAAUCGUCCUCAAAAUUUGAAAAGGCCUUUGUCUGAUCAAGAUCGUAUUAAAGUGAGAAAGGCCUUAAAAGGAGUGAAAGUUCAACUAACUUACAUGAAGUAUCCCAAAACUUCAAAGAUUGUUGGCAUAUCUAGGGAGCCUAUUAGUCAGCUGAUGUUUUCUCUUGAUGAGAAAAGUACUAAAGUUUCUGUUCCCCAGUAUUUCCGUGAGAAAUACAAUAUUGUGCUUGAACAUACAUACUUGCCUGCCAUUCAAACUGGGUGUGAAGCUAGACCUGUCUACUUGCCGAUGGAGCUUUGUAGGAUUGCUGAGGGACAAAGAUACAUAAAAAAGUUGAAUGAACAACAAGUUCGUCAAUUGUUGAGAGCAACUUGUCAACGUCCAAAUAUUAGGGAGGAAAAUGUUAGAAAGAUGGUCGAAGUUAAUAAUUUUGAGGCAGAUGAGCUUGUUGGUAAAGAAUUUGGAAUUCAUGUUCAGAAAGAACUUGCUUUGAUUAAUGCAAGAGUUUUACCUCCCCCAAUGCUUAAGUACCAUGAUAGUGGAAAAGAACGAAGUGUUAGUCCUGGCUUGGGGUCAUGGAACAUGAUCAAUAAGAAAAUGGUCAAUGGUGGGAGACUGGAUUUCUGGACUUGUGUGAACUUCUCCUCAAAAUUUAUGAAUAUGUCAAACGACUUUUGUUAUGAGCUUGUGAACAUGUGUAACAGCAAAGGAAUGAUGUUUCGUGAGACCGCAUCAAUCCCAAUCCGUUCAGCUCGUUCUGAUAGAAUUGAACAAACUCUCUUGGAUAUUCACCGAGAGUCUGCUGGCAAGAAUACGCCACUUCAGUUGUUGAUAGUAAUCCUACCUGAUCAAACUGGCUCCUAUGGAAAAAUCAAGCGAAUUUGUGAGACUGAGCUAGGUAUUGUUUCACAAUGUUGUAAGCCUGAUAUAGCUUCAAAGUUUAGCAAACAAUAUUUUGAAAACCUUUCUCUCAAGAUUAAUGUCAAGGUUGGGGGUAGAAAUACGGUGCUGAAUGAUGCAAUUCAAAAGAGAAUUCCGCUUGUGAGCGAUAUGCCUACAAUUAUAUUUGGUGCUGAUGUCACUCAUCCUCAGCCUGGAGAGGAUUCGAGUUCUUCUAUUGCUGCGGUAGUUGCUUCCAUGGAUUGGCCUGAAAUAACAAAGUACCGUGGAAUUGUCUCUGCACAGACACAUCGGCAGGAAAUAAUCCAGGACCUCUAUAAAACAACUCAGGAUCCUCAAAAGGGUUUAGUUCAUGGUGGUAUGAUAAGGGAAUUGCUCAUUGCUUUCAGGAGGUCAACCAAUUUAAUACCUGCAAGGAUUAUUUUCUACAGAGAUGGUGUGAGUGAAGGCCAGUUCAGUCAAGUUUUAUUCGAUGAAAUGGAUAAUAUCCGGAAGGCUUGUUCCUCACUCCAGGAAGGAUAUAUGCCACGAGUUACAUUUGUUGUGGUGCAGAAGAGGCAUCAUACGCGCUUAUUCCCUACUGAACGCAACAAAUCUGAUAGGAGUGGCAAUGUCUUGCCAGGUACAGUUGUGGAUACCCACAUUUGUCAUCCCACUGAGUUUGAUUUUUAUCUUAAUAGUCACGCCGGUAUUCAGGGAACCAGUAAACCCACCCAUUAUCAUGUCUUGUAUGAUGAAAAUGGGUUCACUGCAGACCUUAUGCAAAUUCUCACCAACAAUUUGUGUUAUACGUAUGCGAGGUGUACGAAAUCGGUUUCCAUAGUGCCUCCAGCUUAUUAUGCCCAUCUAGCUGCUUUUAGGGCACGAUAUUAUGUAGAGGAAGAGAUGUCGGACAGCGGGUCCACUGGUGGAAGCCGAAAGCCAAAGGACCAGAGUGCGGAUGUUCGUCCCCUGCCCAGCAUCAAGGACAAUGUGAAGGAAGUGAUGUUCUACUGCUGAGUAGGCUGUGUUUUGUUUUUAUUUUGUUUGGGGUUUUCUACAGGAUGGGUUAGCUUGGAAUCACAAACACUCUUGGUGGAUGGUGGUUGGUUUAGUUAUACAAGUACAUGUUAUGAUGUGCAGGCCUUUAAAAAGAUGGGAUGGUUUUGGAGUCAUUUUGCUCAUCCGUGGCGUGUACGUAGAAC